UUCAGUUUGUUGUUGUGUCUAAUCGGAAACUGAUUGUAACGGGCGUAAUUUAAGAAUUAUUCUCAAUUUUACAAAAAAAAGAUUAAACCUAUGAAGAAUAAGUUGAAAAUUUGUGUCUAGAUAUGUUAGUGUCUUGUCUUGUGUAACAUUUUUGUACAAACAAUUGUUAGUGUUGCGAUGGAUCCCUUCACUCAGCGUAUGUUAGAACGAGCGCGUGCCAGACAAGAGAAAAUUGAUCAAAAGCUUGCUAAUUCUGGUCAAUCCGUACCAAAGAGAAAGCCGUUAGCCGAAAAUCUACUCAAAACUAACUCUUCUCCAGUAAAAUCACCUUCUAAGCCCGCCAGAGAGUCAAUCACAUCACCCAAACGCUCAAUCAAGGAAACUGUUAACUGUAAUACGCCAGUAAUAAAGAGGGUGAUAGAGAAAUCGGAUCGAAAAGCCUCAUCAGCCCAGAAGGUUAAAAACGAUGUUAUAGUGACGAAGAAGGAGUUCAAAAGUCCAAACCGUGGCAGUUUGACUAGAAGAAACUCCGAUGUUUCUGUUGAAAUUAAUAUUUCACACAGAAAUGACAUUCAAAUUGAAGUCCAAGUGGAGGAAAGGGAUGCUCCUAUAAGCAUUGUAUAUGACUCUUCGUUAGAAAGGGGCAGUAAUGUACAAAUUACAGAAAUUGAAGGAACCAGUCCCAAAAAGCUAAUGACAAAGCCAGAUAUGGCCGAUAAUAAGACUGAUAAAACAAAUGUAAGAACAAACUUUAAAUCAAGACUGGAUCGACUUGGGAAUUUAUAUUCUGAUACACCUAACCUAUCCUCACCAAUACAUAGAACAGAGCUAGAGUUCUCAGCGGCAACUCCACCUGCAGAGAACAUUAGAAAUGAAUCCAAACAAGACGGUAAAAAGAAGUUUGGACGGCUAGCUGCACUCGCUGAUCAGAUUAACAAUUGGGAAGACGACUUAAGUCAUCAUAGCUUUCAACCCGAACCAAAAAAAGUUACUCAAGUCAAAAAGAAAGAGAGAGAAGAUAAGUUGGAUGCAUCAACACUUGAUGUUUCUAUACAUUCCAUCAAUGACAUAAACACGGUGCUCAAAACUACUAAGGCAAUGCCUAAAAAAAACACCGAACCAAGAAACAAAUGCCAGCGACUUGAUGACCAGAUAGUAGCUGAGUUGGAGGGUGAGGGGUACCGCCGCGUCUCGGCCACCCAAUCGCGGCUCGUAUACGAUUUCGCCCCGACGAAACACGAACGUAACCGACAGGAGCCGAGCGCUGCAUCCACAACCCCCAGUGCACAUCCAGCCCCCAUCAUGGCAACCGCGGUGGCCGCGCCGCCGGCUGUCACGAAAAAACCGUCUAUUAAAAAAUACAAAGCCCCUACACCGCCUCGAGAGGAAAGCGAAAAGGACAAAGAGAACUUAGUAGACGAAACGAAUGAAUGCAAAGCAAAGGAGACGCCGGCUAGUCCAGCUGUGAAGAGGUUAUUGCCGAAACCAAAUGUUGACAGAAGUUCUGUGUUAUCGAAAGCGGCGAUGUUCGAAUCGGGCAGCCCCAAGGCGAGGGAUCCCGCUGAAAUGACCCUACGGGAAAGGAAAGCUCUAUUCGAAAAGAAUAAAGGGACUAUUAUAGUACCUAAAGCUCCCUUCGGACUUGCGCCUUCGAUGAAAACACUGCACGGUGACAAAGCUAAACCAACGCCAGCGAAAACACAAAAACCAAAAAGUACGGAAAGCUCGCGAACUAAUUCCAAAGACAGUCUCACUGAGGACAAUAUCAGUCAAAGCUCAGUUGGUGGAGGGAUAAAAGACAAACUGGCUGCCUUGUUCAAUAAAGAGCAGACGAUAAGCGAGACGACAAUAGCAAAUAAGUUCAAGCAAGAGAGGGAGAAAGAGAUGGAGAUGCUGCAGAAUAGAUUUCAUUACAAGCAACCCCCUCCACCAAAGCCGGACGAUUCUGAUGAUGAUGAAAAUGAUCCCUCGGAGAAGGCACCUCUCAUGGGCAGCACCAGUAGCCUCUCUCAGAUUAGAAAACCUGAGAUUAUAAGUAAUGUGCCCAAACCUGAUAUAGAGGAGGUAAAGGAAGAUGAUAAAGCAGCACAGCCGGUUAAACGUAGAAGUUCUCAACAGGACUCACCCGUAGUCCUAUCUGUACUAGAGGACGUUAAAAGGAUCAAAGUGAACAAUAAAGAGAAUGGUGCAGUGGUACAACAACCAACCAGUCUAUACCCACGCCUCUCAGACAUAGAAGCAGACACGCAAGAGGAGUACUCUGACUGUGGUGGCUCUAGCGAGGAUUUGCCUGCGAAGUUAAAUAAAUCGGACGAUUGGGGCGAAACAUCGUUUGGCCGGGAAGUUAUGAAUGUGGUUAAGAAAAACAAUACAAGCUACAAAAAAGCUGUUCAAAGUGAUAGCGAACAAAGUGCAUGUGACAGUGAGUUAGAUGAUUUGUUAGACGAAGCAUUGAACGAGGGACCCACCCCGCCCAAAGUUAAUAAGGUGAAUGAGCCGGCGUGCCUCUCAUCAUCAAGUUUCGUGUACCAGGUUCGAGCGCAGUUCAAGUCUCCAUUAAAGAACCAGCCAGCGGCCACUCCAACCAGGCACGACAAGGGCAGCGAGCUCGUGCACAGCGUCAGCUUUUACAGGCGAAUGCAAGCGUCGAGCACACCAUCGACACCAAUGCGCGUCGUUCGUCACACAUCACCUGAGCGCGAGGCCCCUCCUACGUCUGAAGUGCCGAACGUCACUACUGUGCGUCAGCGCAUCAAGGAGCUGCAGGGCGAGAUAUCGAAGCAGCAGACUGUUAUAUCACAGGCAAGUCAAGCAUUAAAUCUUUGCGCCGCUACGAUAGAAUUCAGUGGUUCAACGGAACAAGCUGAAGGAGAGAGACUACUAUUAUUAGCAACCCACCGCCGUCAAGCCUGUCUCCAUGAAAUGCAGAGGUUGCAGGUGGAGGGCGCUGGGCCUGCAGCCACAGCUGGGAUGGCCUCACUCCACAUUCACAACAUUCGCGUGCCCCUACGCAGGGAUUAUAUCAGACAGCUGCAUGCCGAUGGCGCUGUGGGCCACCACGCAGUGUGUCUUCUCAAGUGCCGAGACAGAGUAUUGGCAAGUAGUAUGCAACUGACUAAACCCAACGCUCCGCUGAACUUCCCUGAUGAAAUCAGUAUGGACGGUUUGGCGAGCGACUUUAAGGUUACCGUCGAAGUAUAUUUACUGCAAGCCUCGAAAGAAGUUUUGCCACAUGACGUCAAAUAUCAUAUUUCAAAUAAAAAGGGCAACUCAAAACUCCUAACACCGAAGUCAAAAGUGUCAGAAUUGAAAGCGCCCAGAGUACAAAGUCCGGCGGGACCCCACAGUGUGCGGACACCACAAUUCCAGCUUCACGGAUAUUGUAUAUUCGCAUUACAGCAAGCCAAUAGGAAGAGUUUUACGCUUAACAAGGUUCCCAGUGGUAGUCCGCUAGAAGGCAACAUACACGUAGAUAUACGUGCGCGCGUACGCGUUUCGGCCCCGCCCCCUCAUGCGGCCUUUCUGACCGCCUUUGAUGACGUCAGUGGUCUAGGGGCGUGGCACAGACGCUGGUUCCGUUUGCAACCGCCUAUGCUCUCCUACUGGAAAUACCCUGAUGAUGUUCAGAAGAAAAUGCCAAUCGGUGAUAUAGACCUAACAACCGUCACGUCAGACCGGGUCACAAGAGCCCCCAGGGACCUCUGCGCCAGGCCUAACACUAUCCUGCUCGAGACAUCGGUGCCUGCCGGUCUCAUUGUUCCAGAUACGGGCUCCCUCGUGUACUUUAAGGGUUCGGAUGGGGUUGUGAGGAGGCGACAUCUGUUGGCCGCUGACACGCCGAAAGAUAGAGAUUUGUGGUUAGAGAUGCUGAAUAGUGCGUUGGAGUACGUGAGGUGCUGCAUCGAAGAAGACGAGUAAUUCAAAGUUAAUGCCAGUUUUGACCGAAAUGUCAGCUGAGGAUAGUUGUUCCAAAUAAAUUUGUCGAUAUAACCCGAGAACAUUAUUUAAUUUUUUUUUUAAUGUUAACAAUUGAAGAAGGUUUUAUAUCAUAAAAUUUUAAUUGUUCCAAUUCGAUAUUUGGAAACUAAUUUGUAUUACUUUAGGUUACCAAACUUUUACUGUUUUAUAACAAGUUAAAAUUCAGUUUAUUGAAUAACUUUUUGGCCAAUUUCAUAUAAAGUACUAAUUAGGAAUAUUAGUUUUUAGGGAUUUGCGAGAAAUACGAUAAUGCAAUUUAGGAUAUUUAUAAUUAAAAAUUAGAAUAAAUAUAACCUUAUAUCAAUAACAAGUAUUUGUGGAAUUCAUAUUUGCUCUGCCCUUUUCUAAAUUGCAUGUGACAGAUAAAGCUAACAAUCUUUUGUUCAAAGAUUAAUUCUAAAUUAUCUAAUUUGUAUUAAUAAUUUAAUUUCCAUAUAUUAGCAGUUUAGAAUUUCUUUGAAUUUUCCAUUGUUUCAUUAUUUUCUUUAAAAGUCACAUAACGAUAUUUUAUCCAUAACUGAAAUGAAUUAUUUCCAUGUAUUAAUUAGUUUUGUGUAUAAUUUAGAAUUA
Messenger RNA from Pieris brassicae (large cabbage white), 4548 nucleotides. It is a transcript of the gene scra, whose product is annotated as anillin. The transcript is spliced from 21 exons. NCBI's taxonomy places the organism in Eukaryota, Metazoa, Arthropoda, Insecta, Lepidoptera, Pieridae. Gene Ontology annotation, biological process: actomyosin contractile ring assembly; mitotic cytokinesis; septin ring organization. Bases 178 to 3918 code for a protein of 1246 amino acids. The record is from RefSeq and is a predicted model, not a curated record. Gene Ontology annotation, cellular component: actomyosin contractile ring.